Closterium sp. NIES-65 is the source of this 1002-nucleotide messenger RNA. Lineage: Eukaryota; Viridiplantae; Streptophyta; Zygnematophyceae; Desmidiales; Closteriaceae. The record is from the annotation of a GenBank genome assembly.
AUGGACAUCCAGAGAAUUGCAAAUGCAGAAUGUGGAGUAAGUGACUCAAGCUCGCCUCCCCCUCUCUCCCCCCCUCUCUCCCCCCACCCUCCCCCCUUCCCUCUCCCCUCUCUCCCUCUACCGCUCCCCACCUUCCCCCCUCCCUCCCCCCCACCCUUUCCCCCUCCCUCCCCCCCCCUCCCUCCCCCCCUCCCUCCCCUGCUUCCCCCCUUCCCCCCUUCCCCCCUCUCUCCCCCCCACCCUUUCCCCCUCCCUCCACCCCACCCCCCCUUCCCCCGUCCCCCCAUCCCCACCUCCCCCCCUCCCCCACUUCCCCCCACUUCCCCCCUUCCCGCGUCCCCCAAUCCCCACCUCCCCCUCUUCCCACCCCCUCCCUCCCUCCCUCCCUCCCUCCCUCCCUCCCUCCCACCCUCCCUAGUGAAUGGCAACGUGGAAAUAAAACCCACUAUAGUCACUCGUUCUCACGUCACACGCUCUCCCAUCACUCGCGUGACGCCCUCGUGUGCUCUGCUCGUCGGCCUCGCUCCCCCUCCCCGUCGCCCUCGCUUCCUCUCCCCGUCUGCCUCGUUUCCGCUGCCGGUCGUCCUCGCUUCCCCUGCUCAUCGCCCUCGCUUCCCCUCAUCACCGUCGUUUCCCCUCAUCGCCGUUGCUUCCCCUGAUCGCCCUCGCUUCCCCUCGUCGCCCUCGCUUUUCCUCCCCGUCUCCCUCGUUUCCCUUGCUCGGCGCCCUCGCUUGCCCUCCCAUCGCUCUUCCCUCUCCCCCGAUUCCCCUUCCUAUCGCCCUUGCUUCCCCUCGCCGCUCUUCUCAUCGCCUUGCCUGGCGCCCUCGCUUCUCUUGCCCAUCGCCCUCGCUUUCCCCGUCGCACAGUUUCUCCCAUUAUUCAUUCUCACGACAUUCUUCCACACCCGUCAACCGCUCUCGUCCCACCCUCCCGUCAUUCUCUCCCGUCGCUCACUCCUCCCAGAUACCGCCCUUCUACACCCCACUUCUCACUCUCUUUAG